AUGGCGGAUCAAAGAACUGAACUACUCAAAACAUUGAUGUCCAUGUUCCCUGAUGUUGAUGCUGAAAUAUGUGAGACAAUUUUAGACACGAAUAACGGUGAAUUGGAAUUAAGUAUAAAUUCUUUAUUGGGUAUGUCUGACCCAAAUUAUAAAAGUGAAGAGUCUAUUCCGGUUCAAACUGAAUCUGGUGUCACUUCGUCUUCAAGACAGCAAAUAGAGAGUGAUGAAGAAUUGGCAAGGUACUUGGCCGCUGAAGCUGACAAGAAGUUACCAGUCAUCAAAGAAAAGAUAAUUCAAGCUGCAGACACGACAAAAAAGAAGAUGAAUGAAUGGUAUGAAAAAUUAAAACAACAAACUUCUUCACCAAGAAAUGAAAAUCAAUUUUCAACCCCACAAUAUACAAAUUUACCAAAAGACGAGGCUGAUAAUCCAAUGCUUGGCGAAGAUUUUUCCGAAUCAUUGAAUUCCCACAAGAAUAAUCAACAACAGAAUACCAUCAAUAUUCAUCAACAUGUAAAACGCGGAUUACUGGCCAGUGGUCGUUUAAAGUAUCUUUAUCCCAAGAGUGACCAUUUGCCAGAUCCACCACUCAAACAACCAAAGGUUAAAAAGGUCAAGAAAGAACAACCAUGGAUGGUUCAACAAACUUACAAACAAGCGCUAACAGGUCUUUACGCUGGCAAACACAUUCAAUAUGGUAACCAAAUCUCUGAGUUUGGUAACAAAUCACGGCGCACGUGGAAACCGAACGUUCAAAAAGUUAAAUUAUAUUCGGAAGCGCUUAAUGAAAGAAUUUCGAUCAAGGUCACACCUCUUGCACUCAAAAUAAUGGACAGAAAAGGUGGAUUGGAUAAAUAUUUGCUUUCUAUGAGGGAUAAAGACUUAGGUGAACCGAUGUACAGGUUGAAACAUAGAAUUGCUAGAAUUUUAAAGGGAGAACCCGAUAUAGAACCAAGCAAAGAGCAGAAGAAAAAAGAGAGAAGAAAAAGAAAAUACGCGUUGUUACAGCCUGGAGGUGUGAAAAAUGUAAACUAG
Messenger RNA from Cetraspora pellucida, 1035 nucleotides. Lineage: Eukaryota; Fungi; Glomeromycota; Glomeromycetes; Diversisporales; Gigasporaceae. The record is from the annotation of a GenBank genome assembly.